GAUGGUUGCUAUGGUCGAAAUGUCUCCUUAACAACCACAGUGAAGGUGUGCUAAACUUCGUUUUUGUGCAGAACGUGGGGCUAUGGACACAGCCGAGAGCAAGAAAGAAGAAGCGGACUACAAGAGACUGCACAGUUUCCCUCUGAUAAGGCACACAGACAUGCCAGAAGAGAUGAGAGUGGAAACUAUGGAGCUGUGUGUUACAGCAUGUGAGAAGUUUGCCACCAAUAAUGAGAGUGCGGCUAAGAUGAUAAAGGAGUCUAUGGAUAAGAAGUUUGGGAGCUCUUGGCAUGUUGUGAUAGGGGAGGGCUUUGGUUUUGAGAUCACACAUGAAGUGAAGAACUUGCUCUACAUGUUCUUUGGUGGCAGUCUGGCCGUGUGUGUGUGGAAGUGCUCUUAGCUUUAGCCUCCUUUGACAGGACCACUACACAAAAGAACAAAAUUCUCUAUUAUGGCCUCCACUAAUACUUCUCUGUAUGUGUAUGAGUGAAUGAAUGUGUUAAUGAGUGAGAGAGAGUGAAGGCUUGAUACUUUUUUUCUUCAGGUAUCACACACACACACACUGACACAAAAGCAAAUUCCUCUUCCAAAAUUCAUCUGGUUGCAAGAUUUUGCUCUCUUGGCUACCUGUGCACAUCUUUUAAAGUCACUCUUCUAUCUCUUGUGAUUGGACCAUCCAUCCCUCUACAACUCUCUCUUUCUCUCUCUGUCUCUUACUGUCUCUCUCCCCCACUCUCAAUUUCUUGACCCUCACAACAUCAACUUCCAGAUUUUCCUUUGUCCUUCCACAGCUCUGUGACACCUACUUCAUAUA
This is a messenger RNA of Chanos chanos (milkfish), 814 nucleotides long. It is a transcript of the gene dnal4b, whose product is annotated as dynein, axonemal, light chain 4b. Bases 83 to 400 code for a protein of 105 amino acids. Gene Ontology annotation, biological process: microtubule-based process. Lineage: Eukaryota; Metazoa; Chordata; Actinopteri; Gonorynchiformes; Chanidae. The record is from RefSeq and is a predicted model, not a curated record. The transcript is spliced from 4 exons. Gene Ontology annotation, cellular component: dynein complex.